This is a messenger RNA of Pongo pygmaeus (Bornean orangutan), 1529 nucleotides long. RefSeq lists its product as uncharacterized. The transcript has a single exon. The record is from RefSeq and is a predicted model, not a curated record. NCBI's taxonomy places the organism in Eukaryota, Metazoa, Chordata, Mammalia, Primates, Hominidae. The coding region runs from base 226 to 981 and encodes 251 amino acids.
CUUCCUCCUCCACUCCCCCGCCGCUGCUGUGGAGAACCGGAGCCACCGGUGUGGCCUGGCCCUGCCCUCCCGAAGGGCGCAGCUCCCGGGCCCGCCUCCCCAGCUGACCGCGAACUCCCGCGCGGGGUGCUCCUGGGGCGGGAGGGGCGCGCUCAGCAUCGCUCUCCCCGGGACUCCCAAGCGCAAGCGCCCCGGCUCGAGGCCGGGACCCCCUAUUUCCCGGUUAUGGGACGGCCCCUUGAGGGACAGCCUCUACGAGCCCUGGAUUUACACCCCGAGCCUGCCUUCCUCCCCUCUGGGAAGGACCCAAAAUCCAGUCCCGCUUCCUCCCCCUCCUUCGCAGUCCUUGGCCCCGAGGUGCGCAGCACCGGUGGUCAGGCGGGAUCCCGCAGGAGGCCGAGCGCUCCAUGCUCGCAGGACUGGGCGGCAGCUGAGGGAGCCCCCGCCCUCUUGGGAGGGAGCCCGAGCUCAGGGUCUCCUGGGCACCCUCCCGGGAGCGCCUUCGGGGUGGAGGCUGGUCGCCGGGCACUGAAUGUGUCCGAGCACCCCCGGGGCGGUUUUGCACUUGGACUUCCUUUUGGGCUCUCCGGAGGCGCAUAUCUGUUCCUCCUAUUGGAUGGGGCCGGGGACCCCGAACCCACUCCGGAAGCACCGAUUUCCAGAGCUGACGGCCGCGCCUGGUUUCCCAGAGAGUCCUCUUGGCAGCUCCCGCAGCUCCCCACCGGGAGCACGAGUGGGAGCGAACCCAGAGCCCCCCCAGGCCUCGGGCCUCGGCAACUCCCCACAGGUCCACGAGAUGGCGCUGCAGGCCAGGGCCCGGGCCGCGGCCUCACAGCCUGCCUCGGGCGAGAGCGGGAGACAGACGGCGGACCCCGGCAAGCGGGGCACGGAGGCACAGCCACCGACACAGGCAGAGCCGGGUCCGGAGCCCGGCACAGCCCGCCGAGAGACCGAGGGACUCCGGGGCUGCGGACACACUGAGCGGAGGGCUUGAGGCUCGGGGUGGGGCCUUCUCCCCUGCUGCCGGAACCGCCCGGCAGCGCCAGCUCGGCGACCUUCCAGGCUGCUGCAGACCCCAACCUGUCCUCUUCUGUGCGCCCGCGCGGCUGGGCCCUCGCGUUCUCUCUGCGGGAAGUGAGCCGCCAGACUCCGGCCUCCUGGGCCCCUCCGAAGGGGGCUGUGGCUGGGAUCCGAAGCGCGCGGGGCGCACGGCCCUAGGAGCGCGGGGCCCACUCGACGGUGAGGGCUUAGGGGCGGGAUGGGGAAGGAUCGGCGGGGAUCCAGCGCUCCUCCAGCGGAGAGGGCCCCCUCGGCUCCGACCCGCCCUCCUCACCACCUUCACCCGGCUGUUCAGGGCGGGGUCUUCAGGGUUGCGGGCAGGAUGUGCCCUGUGGAGCUGCUCACCUAAGUUCCUGCCUCCGUAGGGGAGGCUUUGGGCUGCGUUAUUCCAGCGGGAGGUGGUGGGGACUGGGGAGGGCCCAGGGGUCAGCCUGAGAAUCUCGCCCUUGGAUUAAAAGCCACCAAUGCUC